Messenger RNA from Phytophthora sojae, 423 nucleotides. RefSeq names its product avirulence protein 1b (gene Avh1b-23). The transcript has a single exon. The record is from RefSeq and is a predicted model, not a curated record. Bases 1 to 423 code for a protein of 140 amino acids. NCBI's taxonomy places the organism in Eukaryota, Oomycota, Peronosporomycetes, Peronosporales, Peronosporaceae.
AUGCGCCUCACCUACUUCCUCACCGUCAUCGUUGUCGCCACUCUCCAUGCCGGUGGCACCGCGCUCGCCACCGCCGAGGCCCCCAACCACGCUGCAAUCGUUAACGUGGCAUCAGCUGAUAACGUUCACUCUCUCGAUACCACCGCAGAGAUCGGCGGUCGAAUGCUGCGCAAGGUGAAGGAGGACACGGUGUCCAAGAAAGACCAUGAAGAACGAGGACCAGGAGCUAUUCUGGAGCGCCAGACCGCGUUCGUCAAAAAGUUAUUCUCGCGCCAGAACGCGAUCGUCAAUAGGGCCCAGGGCGCUUUCCAGCGCCAGAACGCCUUCGUCAAUAGGGACCAGGGCGCUUUCCAGCGCCAGAACGCCUUCGUCAAAAGGGCUAUCCAGCGCCAGAACCACUUCAAACUUUCCGACAAUGCAUGA